Paramecium sonneborni is the source of this 4938-nucleotide messenger RNA. The record is from the annotation of a GenBank genome assembly. Lineage: Eukaryota; Ciliophora; Oligohymenophorea; Peniculida; Parameciidae.
AUGAGAAAUUUUCUUUUUCAAGUUAAAGACUUUUACAUUUAACAAUUUCUCACCAUCAAAGGAAUAUGGAGGAAGUCUCUUGAACUAUCAAUAGUGUUUUUGAUUGUUGAAAACAUCUAGUUAUUAUCAUUAAUUACUCAAUCAAUAGCUAUCAUAAAUAAAGCUGAGUAUUUAGAUUUCAUCCAUAAUAUUUUGAAUAUAUUUCGGUUUAAAUGCACAAUUAAUAUUUAUAGAUUUUAUAGUGUUUUGGGAGAGUAUAUUGAAAUCCACAUUUUGUACAUGUUAAUUGGAUUCACACUGACAUUUUUAACGUUUAUCUGUUUAUUAAUAUUGAUCUUAAAUACUUCAGUUAGAGCAAAUAAGGAUGGAUAAAUAAUUGAAAUGACACUUGAAAUUGUACUAUUUCACUAAAUUUAAUUUAGAAUAGAUAGAAAUAAAUAGAGUAGAAUAAUCUAAUCAAAUAAUUUAUUUCUGUUUAUAUGCAGAUAUAUUAAAUGCUAAUGAGAAUACCUUUGUUAUAUUCUCACUUUUAUAUUUUGAAUUAAAAUCAAAUGAUAAGUAUUAAUUAUUUUUAUUAGAUUCACUUAACUAGUUCUUACUAUUUGGUUCUAGUAUUAGUAUAUUCUCAAUAGCACUUCAAAUAAUUUUUAGUUUAAUUAUUGAUAUGCAUUGUUUUGAAUUUAAAAUGAAGAAACAAGAUUAUUUAGGACGAUUUAAUUAAUAAAAAGUCCAUCUUAUAUUUGCAUUUUAAACAACUAUAGUAAUAUUGAUAGGGAUGGAAGUAAAUACUAUAAUAGUUCAAGUCAUUUAUGUGAUCUAUUUAUUAAUGAGCAUUGUUAUGAGUUACAAUUAGCUUGUUUAUGUAGAAGUCUAAAUUUCUCGAUUGCAAUUUCAUAUAUCAAGUUACUUAUUUAUAUAUCAGAUAACACUUUUGGUAGUUUAACUAAGUGACAUUAUCGAAGAUUUAAAUGUUUUGGGAUUUUUAAUGUUUUAUUAUCCAUUUAGUGCUUAUAUUCUUAUAAUCUUAACUGAUAGAUAGAAGAUAUCAUAAUUAAAAUCAUCAGGAAAUUCGUUAGAAAAACAAAUUAGAUUUAUAUAUCAUUUAUUUAAAAAAUAAAUAAAACUAAAAAAAGAGUAGAGGUCUCUAGAUCCUAUGGAAUCAUUGUUUAUGUAUUCAUUUACUACAAAUCAUUUACGAUAUUGUUCUUUGAAUAGAGAAAGAAAAUUACAAAGAUAAAUAAAAAUGAAAUUUAAAUGUUUUUGUGAUGAAUUUUCAGAUAAAGAACAUUUUUAAUUUGAUUCAAUAAGUUCAAUGAAAGUUUUUGCAAAGGAAUUAAUAUCACAAACUUUAGAAGAUGAAAUUAUUGAGACAACCAAUACAUACUUAGCAUUGAUUUAUAUAUACUUUUUAGUUUAAAUAAAAAAGUUACCUACAUAAGCAAUUUAUGAAGUAAUUAGAUUGUCUAUUCAAACAUAAGUAUGUUUAAUUUAUUUUUAAAAAAGGGAAUGGCAUUAAAAGAAUAAGCAAUUAUAUAUAAAUUAAAAUAUGAUGCUUUGGAAGAAUUUGACUAAUUAGUGAAGAAGAAUGAUUUAAAAAAUUAAAAGUACAUAUUUAAAAGAGUAUAUUAAUAUGAGGAGUCCUUGUCUAUAAUAAAAUAGAAUAUGUGUUUGAUAGCAAAAUAAUUUAAGGUAAUAUAUUAAGAAAUUUAGGAAUGGUAUGGGUUAAUUUUAACAUCGAUAAUUGAUAUUGAUUAAUUGGUUAGAAUAGGAUUUGAGAUUUUAAAUAAUAUAAAAUCUGUUGAAUCUCAAUUACAAUAAGCUUUUACAAUAAAUCCACUUUCUAAUGAAUGUGACACUAUAUAUAAUCUAUUUUCAAGAUAUAUAUAAUAUAAUAAGAGUAGACCUAAAUUGUAUCGUUUAGAAGGUAAAUUGGUGACCUCAUUUAUGUAAUCUAUAGAAAAAACAAUAUUUGAUCCUGGUAGUUGUGUUAUUUAGAUCACUUUAUUACAACCUCGAGGAAAUGUACUUAGAUACACUAGAUCUUUUUAAUAAGCAAUUGGUUUUAAAGAUGAAGAAAUUAAAGAUUAAAAUAUUCAUAGAUUUAUGCCUUAAAUAAUAGCUGAUGAUCAUGAUAUGUAUUUAGAUAAUUUUGUAGAGAGAGGUAGAAUAAUAGUCGUAAGAUCAGAAGUAAGAGUUAUAUUGGGUAAAAAUAAGGGAUAAUUUUUGGUUCCUAUCAAUACUAGAUUAAGAAUUGAAACAAGUCCAACUGAAUUUGGUGCAACUGCUCUUAUUACACCUGUUAAUUUAACUUUUGGAUAUAUGAUUUUGAAUGAAAAAGGAUAAAUUGAAGAAAUUACUUAAAAUAUUUUUGAAGAAAUGUUUUAAAAACAUUUAGGAAUCUCAAUAUCUUAAAUAAGAGGUUUGGAUUGUUUAUUUUUUAUUCCUGAAUUAGCCAAAAUUUGGGAAUAGAUAUAUGAUAAAAAUUUUGAUAAAUUAGAUAAAAAAUUCGAAUGUUAAGUCAUAAUUCCUAUUAUUAAUUAAAAUAAAAGUAUGUCAUAAUCUUAAUUAUCAAAAACUAUGUCCAAAUCUUUUUUUUAGAAAUAAAUUUAUAAGAAUUUUGAAUGUUUACCAUCAGAUAAUGUCAUAUUUCUUGUAUAAUUACAUGUGAUGAGUUUAGUAACAAUAAAUUUAAGGUAUUUAGACUAUUAAAUAUUUAGAUUAGUAAUAUUGGAAUUAUAAGAUUAUAAAAUAAUGGUUAAUUAAAAGUUAUCUAGUAAAUAGAUAAUAUAAUUAAGAGUGAGAACAUCAUAAUAAUUUCAAAUUUAAUAGUUUUAAAAUUCUACAAGUUAUAGAGAAUAGGGAAGUUUACUAAAUUCACCUUGGAUAUUUGAUUGUGAUUUGGAUCAUCAUUUAUUACAAGAAGAAGAGAGAAUGAUUGAUGAAGUUAAAAAUUAAUUGGCAACAGUAAAUAUAACAAAUACUACUCAUCAUUAAUAAGUGUAGUUAAUUUAAUAUGUGUAAGAUGAAAUUGAAAGCAUUUAAGAACAGAAUUAAGAAAAAAAUUAAGAACAAAAUUAAAAUCUUCAUAAGGAAACUUAACAUUCAAUCAAAAUUGAUGAGAAGAAAAAAAAUUAAAUUAAUAAAUUUGAUAAUCAAAAUAAUAUGUCUGUGGGUAGUAGAUCUUCAUAAAAUAAUUAAUCAUAAAUCAAAAGAUAAAUGCGAGAUUGUUUAAGUGAUAAUACAAUAUUAAAUAAAAAGCAUGCUCUUAUUCUUCUGAUCUUUUAUUUAUUAAUAAUUGGAUCAUAUGUAGUUAAUUGCUUACUCUUUUCUAGAAAUUAUUAGAAGAUUCAAUAAAAUUAAUCUAGUUAAAAUUUACCAUAUCAAUUAUCUUAUUUUUAUAAUGAAUUUGUGAUUUCUUCCUUAUAUUUGAAAUAUAGUUUGUUGUUUCCAUUUUCCAAUUUACAACAAAUUAGUUUAGAUUUUUAUUAAGAUGAAAUCAAAAACAUAGAUUAUGCUUUGUAGAAUAUUCCAGAGAUAGAAAUUGGUUUAGAAACUACAUUAAAACAAUAAUCAAUAUAUAUUAUUUAGUAAAUGAUAAACUAAAAAAAUAAUUAAUUAUUUAGCUUUAAUAACUUUUUGAAUAAUACCAAAUACUUUGAUAGUAUAAUUAAUACUCUAUAUUAAACAGAUACAACUAGAAAUAUUACAAACAUUUAGUAUAUGUAAAUAAUUUAUAAUUUUUAUGAAUAUUAUUUUUAGAGUUAUAGCUGAAGAAAUAGUUCUGUUGUUAUUUAUCUGUUGGUACGCAUAUAAAUGUAUCAUACUUAUUCAGAUGAAGUAAAAAGUAUUUAAAUUGUUUUGUACAUUCACUACUGAUGUAAUACAAGAAUAAUACGUAACCUUUUCUUCUUUAUAUUCCCUUAUGAACACAAAUAGAUUCAAAAAAGAAGAAACUAAUGAAGAAAAAUUUGAAUUUAUUAUGGGAUAAGCUUUUCAUAAAUAGACAAGCAAUGCCAUUUUGGAGAAAUAUUAGAAAGUAGGAAAAAGAAUAAAGUAAAAAAGUAUUUAAAUCUAAUAAACAAAAUAGAAAAUAAUUCAACACAAAUAAUCUUUUUCUUAUUUGUUUUGAUAACUAUAAUAGUCUGUUCAACUUAUUUUAUUGGUAGUAAUAUAAUGCAUGAGGCGACUAUAGAUAAAAUUCUUAUAUAAUUUAAUGAUAAAAUAUUGUUCUCAUAGGCAUACUAUGAAAUUACUUUAGCAUAUGCCUAAUCCUCAAUUUUUAUCCAAAAUGAAAUUACUAGUGAAAUCUUAAAAAUCUAAAAUAAGACAGUUAAUUCACUAAAUGGUUUAAGAAAGAAAUUAUCAUUAUAUUAAUAAGAUGAGACAAUAUAUAAAAUAGUUACAAAAUCAGCUUGCAAUAUUUUCAAUAAUUCAUUGUAAAUAUAUAAAUAUAUUAUUAUUAUUAGAACAAGUUAUUAAUAAUAUGAUGAAUUAUUUUCAUAUGAGUAAUGUAUGAGUUACCCUAUAUUAUAAGGAGGAUUGAGUGUAAUUUUUGCAGAUUUAUGCGAUUAACAGCUUAAAUUUUUGUAGGAUUUAGAAAACAAUUUAACUUAGGAAUAUCUUUAAUAGAAUUAUUAUUCUGUAACAUCUUAAAUUGAAAGACUUUACGAUUCUAUGGGUUUUUUUGUAAUUGUUUAAACCUUAACAAAUCAAAUAGAGUAAUCAGUACAGAAUAACAUAAAUAUUGAUAUAAUAUUAGUAGUAUUUUCUGGUUUAGUGAUGACAAUUUCAAUGAUAACGAUGGUUAUCUCAAUGAAAAAUAUUCGAUCACAUUAUUAAACUAGCAAAUAGUUAUUAACAUUAGUUCCAUUAGAAAGAUUACUAGAAAAUGCUUAUAUAUUAAGCUUUAUUUAAUAAGAUAUUAAACUUCAAAAUUGA